Messenger RNA from Pseudocercospora fijiensis CIRAD86, 1218 nucleotides. RefSeq names its product glycosyltransferase family 62 protein. Gene Ontology annotation, cellular component: mannan polymerase complex. The record is from RefSeq and is a predicted model, not a curated record. Gene Ontology annotation, molecular function: alpha-1,6-mannosyltransferase activity. The transcript has 5 exons. Lineage: Eukaryota; Fungi; Ascomycota; Dothideomycetes; Mycosphaerellales; Mycosphaerellaceae. Gene Ontology annotation, biological process: cell wall mannoprotein biosynthetic process; protein N-linked glycosylation. Bases 1 to 1218 code for a protein of 405 amino acids.
AUGCUCCUCCCCAAGGGCAGCGGCAUCACAUGGAAGAGCGCUCGCGCUCGACUACCCCCCAGCCGCGCCAUCUGGAAUUUCCUGGUCCGCACGCGAUUUCUCUUAUUCGUUGCCAUAGCCGGCAUAAUAUUAUUAAUAUGGAAUGGCACAAGAGGGCUGAAUAGCGAAUGGCAAAGAUUCUACUGCUUUGGGCCUGCGAAAUCGCCUAUGCACAUGUCCGCGAAUGAGCAGGCACAAUGGGCAGCACAUCUUCAGACACCUGUCAUCUUCAACCACCACGAACCCAUUGAGGUCAAUAGCUCCUCCAUAAAACACGUUGACCUCAACCCGAUUCACUCGACUCCCAAGGCCGUCGCCAACGAAGAGAGGGUUCUCAUUCUCACACCGCUUCGAAAUGCCGCGCCAUACAUUGAGCAGCAUUUUGACCUGCUCUCGCAACUCACCUAUCCGCACCGACUGAUCGAUCUCGCCUUCUUGGUCGGAGAUAGCGAUGAUGACACCCUGGCGGUACUCUCAAUGGAGCUGGACAGGAUACAGUCGCGGACCGACAACAUCCCCUUCAACAGCGCCCUGAUUGUGGAGAAAGAUUUUGGAGUGACGGUUGGUCAGAAUGUGGAGGACAGACAUGGCUUCGCUGCUCAGGGACCACGAAGAAAAGCCAUGGGCAAGGCAAGAAAUUACCUGCUAUAUUCUGCGCUCAAACCAGAGCAUAGCUGGGUAUACUGGCGAGAUGUCGACAUCAAGGACAGCCCCAGUAAGAUUAUUGAGGACUUUGUCGCACAUGAUCGCGAUGUGCUCGUACCCAACGUCUGGUUCCAUCGAUAUGUUGACGGACACGACAUAGAAGGUCGUUUCGACUACAAUUCAUGGCAAGAGUCGGAACAAGGGCUCAAGCUCGCAGCAUCGCUGAGCAAGGAUGUCGUCCUUGCUGAAGGCUACAAGGAGUACAACACAGGUCGCAAAUACAUGGCGCGCAUGGGUGAUUGGCGGGACAACAAGGACGUCGAGAUCCCGCUUGAUGGAAUUGGUGGAGUCAACAUCAUUGUGAAAGCGGAUGUCCACAGAGCAGGCAUCAACUUCCCAUGCUAUGCCUUCGAGAACCAAGCCGAAACAGAAGGCUUCGCGAAGAUGGCCAAGCGUGCAGGGUACGGAGUUUAUGGUUUACCGAACUAUGUCGUUUGGCAUAUCGAUACAGAAGAGAAGCCCGGUAAUGGUUAA